CCCAAUUUUAAAAUUAAAUAGAAAGAACAAGUUUUUAACCCUACGUUACUUCUCUCCCUACUGAUCUUCUCCUUUCAAAAAUCUCCUCGCGCCAGAGAAGUCCCGCUUCUCUCUCUUUCUGGUCUGAUCCAGAUCCCUAGUUAAUUAGUUUCCUGAGAAAAGGGGAAGAAGAGGGAAAACAAUGCCGAGGGAGAUCAUCACCCUCCAGGUUGGACAAUGCGGGAACCAGAUCGGCAUGGAGUUCUGGAAGCAGCUCUGCCUCGAGCACGGGAUCAGCAAGGAAGGCAUUCUCGAAGAUUUUGCCACUCAGAGAUGCCGCAGGGAGGGGACCGGAAAGAUGUAUUUUUCUAUCAAGCUGAUGAUCAGCACUACAUCCCACGGGCUUUGCUGAUUGACCUGGAGCCCAGGGUAAUUAAUGGAAUCCAAAAUAGCGAAUAUAGAAACCUCUACAAUCACGAGAACAUCUUUCUUUCAGAUCAUGGAGGAGGCGCAGGAAAUAAUUGGGCCAGUGGUUAUCAUCAGGGGAAGGGUGUUGAAGAGGAUAUAAUGGACAUGAUUGAUAGAGAAGCAGAUGGGAGUGAUAGUCUUGAGGGUUUUGUUUUAUGCCACUCUAUCGCUGGAGGAACAGGCUCAGGUAUGGGUUCAUAUUUGCUGGAAACUCUUAACGAUCGCUACAGCAAAAAACUGGUUCAGACAUAUAGUGUAUUUCCUAACCAGAUGGAGACAAGUGAUGUGGUGGUCCAGCCCUACAACUCACUUUUGACACUCAAGCGACUGACAUUAAAUGCUGAUUGCGUUGUUGUUCUUGAUAAUACUGCAUUGAAUAGAAUUUGUGUGGAACGUCUUCAUUUAUCAAAUCCUACCUUUGCUCAGACAAAUUCUUUGGUUUCCACUGUAAUGUCUGCCAGCACAACCACUCUGCGAUAUCCAGGUUAUAUGAACAAUGACUUGGUUGGCCUUCUUGCUUCUUUAAUUCCAACCCCAAGAUGCCACUUUCUAAUGACAGGAUAUACACCACUUACAGUGGAGCGCCAGGCUAACUUGAUUCGCAAAACCACCGUGCUUGAUGUUAUGAGAAGACUUUUGCAGACAAAAAAUAUUAUGGUUUCCUCAUAUGCUCGAACAAAAGAGGCCAGUCAAGCAAAGUAUAUAUCAAUAUUGAAUAUCAUUCAAGGGGAAGUCGACCCUACUCAGGUUCACGAGAGUUUGCAGAGGAUACGCGAAAGAAAGCUUGUUAACUUCAUUGAGUGGGGCCCUGCAAGCAUUCAGGUUGCUCUGUCUAGAAAGUCUCCAUAUGUUCAAACUGCUCAUAGGGUCAGUGGUCUUAUGCUAGCUAGCCAUACUAGUAUCAGGCACCUUUUCAGCAAGUGUUUGAGCCAGUACGAGAAGUUAAGAAAGAAGCAAGCAUUUCUUGACAACUACCGGAAAUUCCCAAUGUUUGCUGACAAUGACCUUUCAGAAUUUGAUGAAUCAAGAGACAUAAUUGAGAGUUUGGUUGAUGAAUAUAAGGCCUGUGAAUCCCCAGAUUACAUUAAAUGGGGAAUGGAGGAUCCAGACCAUGUUCUAACGGGAGAAGGCAAUUCGACUGGAACAGUGGAUCCUAAGUUAGCUGCUUGAACACGCCAAGUAAGCUAUUAUCUGUAGCUGCCAUGAAACUUCUGGUUAUCAUAGCUACCUUUCCCGAUACACAUCAAGUAAUCAUGUUGAAUCUAAGAGCUUAUGCUUUGACCCGAAACAUCCAUCCACCAGUGCCUGGUAGAUAUCUUCAUGAUCAUUCCAAGAGGUUCUGUUUUCUGAUCUUUAGACCAUGCCCUUGUACAUUUCUAAGUUUUGUUCUUUCUUUAGUAUUGAAAUGCUGUCUUUUA
Molecule: messenger RNA, 1865 nt
Organism: Carya illinoinensis
Lineage: Eukaryota; Viridiplantae; Streptophyta; Magnoliopsida; Fagales; Juglandaceae
Product: tubulin gamma-1 chain-like
Exons: 11
Coding region: 217-1617 (466 amino acids)
Biological process (GO): microtubule nucleation; meiotic spindle organization; mitotic spindle organization
Cellular component (GO): microtubule; cytoplasm; nucleus
Molecular function (GO): structural constituent of cytoskeleton; GTP binding
Source: RefSeq, a predicted model, not a curated record